This is a messenger RNA of Stegostoma tigrinum, 3246 nucleotides long. Its product is annotated as transcription factor 7-like 2. The record is from RefSeq and is a predicted model, not a curated record. Gene Ontology annotation, molecular function: RNA polymerase II cis-regulatory region sequence-specific DNA binding; DNA-binding transcription factor activity, RNA polymerase II-specific. The transcript has 12 exons. Gene Ontology annotation, biological process: canonical Wnt signaling pathway; regulation of transcription by RNA polymerase II. Gene Ontology annotation, cellular component: beta-catenin-TCF complex. NCBI's taxonomy places the organism in Eukaryota, Metazoa, Chordata, Chondrichthyes, Orectolobiformes, Stegostomatidae. Bases 60 to 1700 code for a protein of 546 amino acids.
GAGAGGGAAGGAGGGAGAAAGAAGGAGAAGGAGAAGGGGAAAGAGUGAGAGCCAGCGAGAUGCCGCAGCUUCCAGCAGGCGAUGAUCUGGGGGCUAGUGAUGAGAUGAUCUCCUUCAAGGACGAGGGCGAGCAGGAGGACAAGCGGCCGGGCAGUGUGUCCGCAGACCGGGACCUCGCCGAUGUCAAGUCAUCUCUGGUCAACGAGAGCGAGCAGACGGCGCCGGGCAGCGGGGGCGGCGGCGGCAGCAGCAGCUCCCCGGAGACCGAGGCUGAGCGCAGGCACACGCCGAGUUUUGGAGAGAAAGCUCGGGAUUACCAGCAGCACGAAGUCAAAAGGCAAGAUGGAGGGUUGUUUAAGGGAGCCGCUGCUGCUGCUUACCCGUUCAUCAUGAUCCCGGAGCUGUCUACUCCUUACCUCCCAAGCGGAUCGCUCACCCCCGGGGCCCGCACGUACCUGCAGAUGAAGUGGCCCUUGUUGGACGUCCAGACUGCCAGCUGCCUCAAAGACUCUCCAGCUCCCAUCCACCUUACCAACAGGUUGCCUCUGGUGCAGCAUGCUCAUCACAUGCACCCUCUCACUCCCCUCAUCACCUACAGCAACGAACACUUCUCACCUGGGAACCCAACCCCUCAUCUGUCCUCUGACCUCAGCUCCAAGACCGGACUCCCUCGGGUUCCAUACCCCUCUGAACUCUCUCCGUACUACCCGCUGUCUCCGGGCACCAUGGGGCCGAUCGCUCACCCGCUGGGCUGGGUCAUGCCACCGCAAAGUCCGCCGCUCUAUCCGAUUGCAGCAGGAAGCUUCCGGCCCUCCUACCACACUGCACUGACCGUCAAUGCUUCAAUGUCCAGGUUUUCCCCACAGAUGGCUCCACCACCACAUACUUCUCACGCAACUGCAAUUCCUCAUCCAGCUAUAACAACAGCAGGGAUCAAACAGGAGCAACUUCACAGUCAGCCCAGCCCCAGUGAAACUGCGAAGCCAUUGAUGGUGAAGAAGGAAGAUGAGAAGAGGAAGCCUCACAUCAAGAAGCCUCUGAACGCCUUCAUGUUGUACAUGAAGGAGAUGCGGGCCAAAGUCGUGGCCGAGUGCACACUAAAGGAAAGUGCAGCUAUUAACCAGAUCCUUGGACGCAAGUGGCAUGCUUUGACAAGAGAGGAGCAGUCAAAAUAUUAUGAACUCGCGAGGAAGGAACGGCAACUCCACUCUCAGCUCUACCCUGGGUGGUCAGCACGGGACAAUUAUGGGAAGAGGAAAAAGAGGAAACGAGAUAAACAGCAGCCGCCAGAGACAGACAAUCGAGAUCUGUCCCUGCCGGUAUCCCGCCGGAAGCUCAAGUGUGUACAGUACCUGCGGGUGGAUGGGAGUUGCGCCCCGCCUGUAUCUGCCACCGGCGGCAGUGUCUUGGACUCACCGCCUUCGCCGUCCACUCUGCAGCUGCAGCCAGAUCCUCCAGUCUCCGACCAGGCACAGCCCCUGUCACUCAGCACCAAGCUGACUGCCUUGUCCUCUUCCCCAGCUGCCACCAUCACCGAGAGUAGCCCCUCACCUGCCAGUGCACGGCACCUCUCCUACACCGCCAUGCCCACUUUCCUGUUAACUCCUCCUUCCUCGGUGGAGGCUGCUUCACAUUCCCAACAUGCUGUACCAGCUGUGCAGACACAGCCAUUGUCUCUGGUGACCAAAUCAGCGGAGUGACUGUGUUUAUAGCCUGUGUUCCAGAACUGCAUCCUUCCACAUAGACUGACAAAGAUGUUCUUUGCUGGUCAAUAUUUGACCCAAUUUUUAUAUGAAAACCUGUAAAUAUGUUUUUUUAGUUAAUGCCGCUGGAGGGAGGAGCUGAAUCAAGACUACAGAUAUCUCUCUGUCUUGGCCCAUGUUUGAGCCACUUUGAUACCGUUUGGUGUGCUCAUUACAAUUGGCAGAGGUACCAUUUAAACUCUCACCACCUCUUGAGAGUGAGAGUCAGGUUUAAUCAAGGUGGGGGUGAGGGGGGACAGUGUACUGAGUGCUUGCAAUUUUCUUGUGCUGUGCAGGAUAUUAGCCAAUCUAAGGAAAAGGAGUGAUAUUAGCCAGGGGCUAGGUGGGAGGGAGGUAAGACCAUCUGAGCUAGGGUAACACAGGAGGGUGAGUAUUUUGUUCAAGUGGUGGUAGGGUAUCACUUGGAGUGAUGGUUUCUGAGCAAAGCGAGUCAGGAUUGAAGGAGCAGAGGAGACCCCAACCUUGACUAGUUUCACCUGAGUCGUCUGUCAGGGGGAAGUGGGGGUGGUCAGCAGGAUAGAUGAAGCUGUGUGAGCAACUAAGACAAUCAAUUCCCCAGUGCCUCCUCAUUCUCUACCCCCGCCUGGAGGCAAACCUGCCUGGUGACCAAGUAUCCUGGUUCGUUGCCAGGAUAAGAGAUUCGAGGAGCAGUUUCCUGGUUUGAGGCAGAGGUGGGUUACUCCUAGCAAAGGCAGAAUGGCACAAAAUUCAAAUUUGAUCGAGUGGAAGAUGGUUAGAUCUUGUGUCACAGCUAGUAUUUCAGUUCCAUUGUCUUUAAAAGGAAGUGUUUGAUGAGUAAGUGGCGUUUUUCCAGGAGAUAAUUGUGCAACAUAAUACAUUGACAAUGGCUUUACUGGCGAGAGUUGGUGCUCUGCGCUGGGUGAAAGUCCCAUCUCCAUGUCUUGUCAUGUGAAGGGUGCAAUAUUCUGUACGCAAGUAGCCAGUUGUCCACUGUCAGACAUUUUACUGAAGGAGGAAUAAGUAGUAAAUCCCAUUCCAAGUUGCUGUGAAAGGAGAUAGCCAUCACCUGCCAUAUUGGGUGGCACAUUGACGUGAAUGGUCACCGCAAUUGAAGGCCAUUUUGCUUUUUAAUAGCUCAGGGGUGAGAGGACUUCGUGGAAGAGGUUCCAACAAUCCUGAACCUCAGAUAAGAGGUUUAAACAGUCAUUUAUCUGCUCUGUUCAGCUUCUUGUCAGUUGUCAGCCAAACCUCUGCUUCCCAUUCUCAACAUCCCUUUUUUUUAUUAAAAUUACCUUGUCUUUUUUAAAAAAAACGUAAAAAUGUUCUUACAUAAACCUUGUACAUGAAAGACUCAUUGUAUUUAGGGGUUUUUAUGGAUGGUGUCUUUUUGUUGUGAGAAACAGAGCUUCUAGAAUGUUCUACAUUUUAAGAUUUGUGAAUAAACUGAACCAAUACAUGUAAAUUGGGGGGUGGGGGGGGUGGAAUGAAGAUUCUCCAAAUAAAAAUGAGUUUCUUUUAUGAA